This is a messenger RNA of Telopea speciosissima, 1950 nucleotides long. RefSeq lists its product as uncharacterized. Lineage: Eukaryota; Viridiplantae; Streptophyta; Magnoliopsida; Proteales; Proteaceae. The transcript has 2 exons. The record is from RefSeq and is a predicted model, not a curated record. Bases 1 to 1950 code for a protein of 649 amino acids.
AUGCAAUUGUUUGACAUAUUUGAUCAAGAGAAGGUCAUUAGACUGAAUGUUUAUAGUGUUCAAGAGAGUGAGCCUGACCAAAGAAGCCGUAAUUAUAAGAUUAAUGGGUUUGAACAAGAAGUUAUUGGUAGAGCCUCUCAACAAAGAAGGCAAAUACAUGAAAGGCAGGAUUCUACUGUUUUUAAACAACAAAGUGGGCCUAACAGUAGUAGGAUGGCAAAGAAUACUGUCAAGAGGGGUGGUGCUACAGGUCCAAGUGCUUCAGGUACGGCAUCUACAAGUAUUGCUGGUUCUAAUGACCCAAGUAAACUUGUGGAAUUGAUUGAUACAUCUGAUGAUGAUCAAUGGGCAAUCGAAAGUGAUGAUGAGUUUGAACUAGAUAGUGAGAAGGAUGAUUCUUCAGAUGAAGGUGAUAUAGAAGCUGAAGAAAGAGAAGGGGAUUCAGGUUAUGAAGGGAAGAUGUUUCAGAAUAUGAUUCUGAUGAUGAAAAAGAGAAACAAAAGGCUAUGGAAAUGGAUGUCAUUUCAGAUUAUGAUUCGGAUGAGUUUCAUGCACCAUUUUCAAGAGGAGGAGGGUAAUGUUGAAGGUAAGGUUGAGUUGGCAAAAUGGAUGGAAGUUGAAAAUGUGGAUCAAUUUAGAAGUGUACUAAAAAACUAUUCAAUUCAAGAGGGGUUUGAGAUGUAUAAAAUAAGAAAUGAGAGGACUAGGGUUACUGCUAUUUGUGCAACUGAUGGUUGCCCUUGGAGAAUACAUGCUUCACCCUUGGCAGAUGGUCUCACUUUUGGGGUGAAAUCAUAUACACCCAAGCAUACAUGCAAAAGAUGGUCAACAAAUAACAUGGCUACAUCUAGGUGGAUAGCCAGUAAACUUGCUCCACAACUGAAAGCAGACGCUAGCAUGUCAAUUAAAAGCAUGGAGGUAGUCAUGAAUGCACAAUAUCAGCUUGUACCAAGUAAGCAGCAGCUGUAUAGGGCAAGGAUGAUUGCUAAGGAAGCGAUAGAAGGCAAACAUUCGAAUUCAUUUGCACAGUUGCCAUCAUAUGGUGAAUUGGUUAGACAGUAUAACCCAAGCACCAUGUUUAACCUUCAAUUCAAGAGACUGUUUGUUUGCUUUAAAGCUUGUACGAAUGGAUUUUUACUAGGUUGCAGGGCAUUUAUAGGAUUAGAUGGCUGCCAUCUCAAAGGAAUGUAUGAUGGGGUGUUUUUGUCAGCAAUUGCUUUGGAUGGAAACAAUGGUUUAUUUCCUAUUGCAUUGGGGGUGGUAGAAGCUGAAUGCAAAGACAGUUGGUUAUGGUUUCUUGAUAGCUUAUAUAUUGCUCUACACUCAACUGCAGAUCAUAUACCCCACCUUACAUUUAUGUCAGAUAAACAAAAAGGUCUGAUGGAUGCAAUUGCAAUAAAAUUCCCUGGAUACAGUGUGAGGCAUUGUUCUAGGCACCUCUAUCAGGACUUUAAGACUGCUUUUCCUGGAACAUUAUUAAGAAAUAUUUUUUGGACUGCAUCCAAAGCAUACAGAUUUGAUCAGUUUCAGAAGGCAAUGAAUGAUAUGAAGGAUUUACACCCGGAAGCUCAUGAAUGGUUGGUGAAAAAUCCACCAAGUACCUGGUCAAGACAUGCAUUCGACUUUGGAGUAAAGAGUGAUCAUGUCACAAAUAACAUGACCGAGUCUUUCAAUCAAUGGAUUGCAUCCUUGAGAGACAAGCCAAUUGUAAUUCUGAUUGACCAAAUGAGAGUGCAAAUGAUGACUAAGUUUCAGCAGAGAUAUGCUAGUGGUUGCAAUUAUCAAGGGAAAAUCACACCAAAUAUAAAUAAGUUAGAUUCAAUCUCAAAUGCUGGAAGGUCAUGCACUGGAUACGGUGCAGGUUUAUAUGAGUUUGAGGUCAAUGAUGGUGUUUCCACAGUUGUAGUGAAUUUGAUUGACCGGACUUGUUCUUGUAGAGUAUGGGAAUAA